GUUUAAAAAAGUGUGUGUUGUGUUUAUAAAGAACUAUACCAAUAAACAUUAUAACCAAUUUUGGUAAUGGCUACAGUCUUCAUGAACACAUAAAUUAGCACUGAAACAGGCUCACUGAUUUUCAAAAUGUCUCAGCGCCGCCAAAAUAUAUCCAUGGAAACAGAAGAAAAUCUAGGGGGAGCGAUCAACGAAUGUGUUCGCUACAUAGUCAUUCGUGAAGGCAGCAAAAUACCUAUAAAACGCGCUGAAAUCGCGAAACACUUGAAUUCUACGUGUCAAACACCUUCGAACCAAGUGAACAGUGUAGUUAUUGAAGCAAAUAAAAUAUUAAAAAAAGUUUAUGGUUAUAAGCUGAUUCAAGUUGAAUCCAAGAGUGGUAUCCAGUAUAUCGUAGUGCUUAAUGAAGAGAGUGACUUGGAGCCAAGUUGUGUCUCCAAUCCUCAUCAUAGACGGAUGUUGAUUGCUGCUCUCACACACAUUUAUAUGACUGGAGGACCAGUCAAGGAAGAUGAAAUGUGGAAGUUUUUGUCUGAAGCUGGUCUCAUGGAAGAGGAUGACCACACAGCAAGGAAAGUUCUGACCAACACUCUCACUAGACAACUAUAUUUGCAAUUUUCUAAGGUAGGCGAAGGGGAACUGGCUAGAAAUGUAUUUGAAUGGGGUCAACGGGCGAUGGAAGAGGUACCUAAAAUGUUUCUCCUGAAUAAAAUGGCAGAGGCUUUCGGAAAAGAUCCUAAUCAUUGGCAUGAACAAUAUAAAGAAGCCACAGAAGAAACUAAUUCAUAACUACAUUAUCCCUAGUUGUAUUGAAGUUUUCUAUUAUUAUACGUAAAUUUGCCAGAAUUCUAUAUUUAUCUUGUCAGCUUGUUA
This is a messenger RNA of Achroia grisella, 870 nucleotides long. RefSeq names its product non-structural maintenance of chromosomes element 3 homolog. NCBI's taxonomy places the organism in Eukaryota, Metazoa, Arthropoda, Insecta, Lepidoptera, Pyralidae. Gene Ontology annotation, cellular component: nucleus. The transcript has 5 exons. The record is from RefSeq and is a predicted model, not a curated record. Bases 127 to 786 code for a protein of 219 amino acids.